This is a messenger RNA of Paramisgurnus dabryanus, 1951 nucleotides long. Lineage: Eukaryota; Metazoa; Chordata; Actinopteri; Cypriniformes; Cobitidae. The record is from RefSeq and is a predicted model, not a curated record.
AUAAAACCAAACAGCAACGAAGCUACGACGAACGACCACGCAAAACUACAACACCCAUGAUGCAUCAGGAGAAAACGCGCCAGUCACAGAAUGACGUUUUAACACUGAGCGGGGAGAAUCAAAAGUUUGGAAGGUGUUUGUGUGAUUCAGCUAUCAUAGCCCGGCAGUAACAACAUCACAUACACACGGUAUGCAGAGGAUCAGUCGCCUGAAGCGCGAGCUGCAGCUCCUCGCCGCUGAACCUCCUCCUGGAGUCUCGUGCUGGCAGAUGGAGGGGCGCGUGGAUGAACUACAAGCCCAAAUUGUCGGCGGUUCAAGCACUCCCUAUGAGGGAGGGGUGUUUACAUUGGAAAUCAAAAUACCGGAGAGGUAUCCGUUUGAGCCCCCGAAGAUCUGUUUCCUUACACCCAUCUAUCACCCUAACAUCGAUAAUGCAGGACGCAUUUGUCUCGAUGCUCUUAAGUUGCCCCCAAAGGGUGCUUGGAGGCCUUCGCUCAACAUUUCAACGGUGCUCACCUCUAUACAGUUACUUAUGGCUGAACCCAACCCAGAUGAUCCACUUAUGGCUGAUAUUUCCUCUGAAUUCAAAUACAACAAAGCACUGUACCUGGAGAAGGCAAAGAAAUGGACAGCUGAACAUGCAGUUCAGAAAAACAAGGGUUGUGAGGAAGCAGAUGAAAAGAGCUCUCUUGGAAAUAAAAAUAAGAAAACCGCACAAAAAAGAGAAGCACUAAGUGCACAGGAGAAUUUAGAGCAAUCUAAGAAAGUAUGUAUGUAGUGUAUUUUACAAACAACCUUGUUUAUGUUUAUCUCUUAUAUGGUACUGUGGAUUUAUUUUUGUCUGUUUAUUGUUUUGAUAUGAAUGUAAUAAAAUAUAUUUGAACUACAUUCACAGCACACCAAACUGUUCAAUACUCUUUAAGACAUACAUUUAUGAAACUAAUAACUUUAUUAAAUCAUUCUUUCAUCACAUGUAUACAGAAAUAUAAAAAAUAUUUACAUCCAGAAUAGUGUGUUUGUUGUACAAAGAUCUUUAUAAUCCAAUAUAAAAUUACAUUUUAAUAUACAUUUAAUAUAAAAGUAUAGAAAUAAAUCAAUAGGGAUAAAAAGUAUAGCAUGCUAGAUCAGAGGUAGUUAUAUUUUACAAUACAACAGCUAAGGACCAUCAUUUUAUUACAACCUAAUCAAAUCCCUCAUAGUUCACUUUAUAUCUUCAAUUUUAUAACCUUGACAUGUUUAAUAUUUCAUAAAUUGCUCUUUCUUUAUAAUGCCGUCUUAAUGUUAAAAUAGAAAUGCAGCACAUCUCUGAAACGUUACACAACAUUACUUUCUGAAAACAAAUUUUGUUGAACAUAAAACACACCACACAAGUACAUAUACACAAAUCCUUGCUACCCAAAAAUAUUGCAUUGUAAUAAAAAUAUGUUGAAAUUGCUUGACUUAUUUUAUAAGUUGAACAUUUUAAAUAGUAAGUUGUAAUAACUUAAGCCAGUUUGUUUAUGCUUAAUGUAAGGCAGCAAAAUAGGUUUAACUGUGUAGUAGUAAAAUGUACUGUUACAAUGAUAAAUGCAAUUUUUUACCUUUUUUAUAUAAAUUUUAAAAGUAAAAUAAGUAACAGAUGGGGGGGGGGCUUUAUGUGAGCUACAGGACAACCGAAUAGGACUUAUUUUGUGUGUCUUUGUAUUUGCGUAGUGUGUAUGCUUUAGUUCUUAUUACCAUGUUGUGCUUUUUAUGCUAAAUAUACACAAGCAUUUACCUUCCCAAAAGUUUGUUCAUUUGCAGACAAAAAAUCGACAGCUUGCAAAAAUGUAGUACAAUGCAAUUAUGACUUUGAUGUGUGUGUGUAUAUAUACAUUUAAAAAUUAAUUCAUAAAAGUUUGAAUACAUACAGACAACAACUGAGUUUGUAGUAGAAAGAUUUUUCACAUUAAAAUAUUUGAUUUAUUCUUUA